This is a messenger RNA of Cylicocyclus nassatus, 360 nucleotides long. The record is from the annotation of a GenBank genome assembly. NCBI's taxonomy places the organism in Eukaryota, Metazoa, Nematoda, Chromadorea, Rhabditida, Strongylidae.
AUGGCGCUCCUCAAGCUCUGUGGUCUUGUUUUACUGGGCCUUGCUCUGCUAGCCCAAUGUGCUCCUCAGAAGAAAUUCCGACGACACAUGAUUCGUGGGCGACCGAUGGGCGGACUCGUUCCAAAGCCGACUAGGAACGAAAAGUAUGUCUCGAAUGAUGCUGUGGUGCAGGACUGGUUCGAAAACAGCGUAGAUCAUUUCAAUAGCUCAAACACGGCUACAUACCAACAGAGAUACUGGUACAAUCAACAGUGGUACAAGCAAAAUGGACCAGUGUUUUUGAUGUUGGGAGGAGAAUCAGCCGAGGAUCCGUACUGGGUACAAGACGGUGAGUUAAAGAUGCGUUAUAAGAUAAAGUGA